Molecule: messenger RNA, 822 nt
Organism: Diuraphis noxia (Russian wheat aphid)
Lineage: Eukaryota; Metazoa; Arthropoda; Insecta; Hemiptera; Aphididae
Source: RefSeq, a predicted model, not a curated record
AUGAUCAUUGAUUUSCUUGAAGAAGAGGMGGAAGAAGAUAAUUUAUUUUUACUUGAAUUCGAUCUUACGAAACAACCUUCAAAUAGAGUGAAAACCCMCAUUUCUGCAUCAGAAAAGUUGGCGAUUACCUUGAGAUAUAUGGCUAMUGGUGAAUCUUUUCGWUCAUUGUCAUUUGGUUUUCGUGUUUGUCAYAGCUAUAUAAGCAAAAUUGUUYAACAAACAUUGGCCGUUUUGAAAACAAAAUUAGUUCCAAUUUUUAUACCUAAUCCAAGUACUAUCGAUUUCAAAUCCAAAGCUGCAGAAUUUAGUUGCAAAUGGAAUUUCCCUAACUGCAUUCUUGCAAUUGAUGGCAAACAUAUACGGAUACGUAGUCCAAACAAUUCUGGAUCUUUAUUUUACAAUUAUAAGGAUUUUUUUUCCAUAGUUUUACUCGCUAUGGUUGAUGCUAACUAUAAAUUUAUAGUAGUUGACAUAGGUUCCUAUGGAAAGGAAGGCGAUAGUGGAAUUUUUCUGAAGUCUGUUAUGGGUAAACAAGUAUUAAAUGGUUCGUUUGGUUUUCCCGAAGAUUGUGUAUUACCUGGGUCUGACAUAGUCGURCCCCAUGUGAUUGUUGGUGAUGAGGCUUUCCGAUUGCAUCACCAUAUUAUGAAGCCAUAUACAAAACAAGCAAGUAGAAACGAUGUAACGAAGAAAACAUUCAACUACAGACUCAGUCGUGCAAGACGAGUAACCGAAAACGCUUUCGGUUUAUUGAGUCAAAUUUUUAGGGUGUUUUACCAUYCAAUUAAUAUUGAAACAUCAACCUGUGAUAAUCUGAUUUGG